This is a messenger RNA of Scleropages formosus (Asian bonytongue), 2223 nucleotides long. RefSeq names its product heterogeneous nuclear ribonucleoprotein L-like. Gene Ontology annotation, cellular component: nucleus. The record is from RefSeq and is a predicted model, not a curated record. Gene Ontology annotation, biological process: mRNA processing. Gene Ontology annotation, molecular function: RNA binding. NCBI's taxonomy places the organism in Eukaryota, Metazoa, Chordata, Actinopteri, Osteoglossiformes, Osteoglossidae. The transcript has 13 exons. Bases 147 to 1784 code for a protein of 545 amino acids.
UUACAGCUGCACGGUGCGUGUUUCGAGGACGCGCUCGUGCCGCCGGUGACAGUCGGCUGCUGUGGAUGUGCGUGGUCACGCGCGUGGACAGGGCUCGCCGAGCGCGCAGGGCGUCGUCGCAUUUCUACGACAUCUGUUUAUGAAGGAUGACGUCCCACGCUGAGGAGAACGAAGACGGAGAGUACGAGAGAGCGGUUAAGAGGUUCAAGAAGAACCAGGAGGAGGAGGAGGAGGAGGAUGGAGAGCAGCGGACCGAGGACGAAGACGGGGGCGACGCGGCGCCAGCGCCGGGGGGCGGCGAUCGAGACCACCUGUCAGGCGCGCGGAAACACGCGUCCGCGGGGAAGGAAAAUGGAGACGAUGCUCACCGCAUCGCCCCCUCACCAGUAGUGCAUGUGCGGGGCCUCUGUGAAUCAGUAGUGGAGGCUGACCUGGUAGAGGCCCUGGAGAAGUUUGGCACAAUCUGCUACGUGAUGAUGAUGCCCUUCAAGCGGCAGGCCCUGGUGGAGUUUGAUGGCCUGGAGAGCGCAGACAAAUGUGUGACAUGCGGUGCCAACGAGGCCGUGUAUAUCGCCGGGCAGCAGGCCUUCUUCAACUAUUCCACCAGCAAGAGGAUCACACGGCCCACAAACUCCGAUGACCCCAGCAGUGGGAACAAAGUGCUGCUCUUGUCCAUUCAGAACCCUCUCUACCCUAUCACCACAGAUGUUCUGUACACAGUGUGCAAUCCCAUCGGAAACGUGCUGCGCAUCGUGAUCUUCAAGCGGAAUGGAAUCCAGGCUAUGGUAGAAUUCGAGACUGUCCAAAAUGCUCAAAAAGCAAAAGCAGCUCUAAAUGGAGCAGACAUAUAUGCUGGCUGCUGCACCCUUAAAAUUGAGUAUGCCCGGCCAACGCGCCUCAACGUAAUAAGAAAUGAUAAUGAUAGUUGGGACUACACUAAGCCAUAUCUAGUCAGGCGAGAGCAGGGAAAGGGGCGACAACGGCAGGCGAUUCUCGGGGAACACCCUUCUUCUUUCAGCGAUAACGGCUACGGUUCACACUGCCCUCUGCUGCCAUUGCCUGGCAAAAGUCGGUACAAGAGGAGCUCUCAUGAGGUUCCCGAGGUGGUGGCCUACCCUCUGCCGCAGGCCUCCUCCUACAUCAGUCAUUCCUCCAGCUCCGUCGCCAUGGUGAGCGGUCUUCACCCCUCCAAGAUGAACUGCACUCGCGUCUUCAACCUCUUCUGUCUCUACGGAAACAUCGAGAAGGUGAAGUUCAUGAAGAGCGUUCCGGGCACUGCGCUCGUGGAGAUGGGAGAUGAGUAUGCGGUGGACAGAGCCAUCACACACCUCAACAGCAUCAAAGUUUUCAGCAAGCGGCUCAGCGUCUGUGUCUCCAAGCAGCACGCUGUGAUCCCCAGCCAGGUGUUCGAACUGGAAGACGGCACCAGCAGCUACAAGGACUUCGCCAUGACCCGAAAUAACCGCUUCACCAGCGCUGGCCAGGCAUCCAAAAACAUCAUCCAGCCGCCCUCCUGCGUGCUGCACUUCUACAACGUGCCCCCCUGCGUCACAGAGGAGGAGCUACAGAGGUUAUGUACAGAACAUGAUGUACCAGGGUUCAUCAAGUACAAAGUAUUUGAUGCCAAACCCUGCUCCAAAACCAUCUCAGGCCUACUGGAGUUUGACAGCAAAACACACGCUGUGGAGGUCCUGACCGUCCUCAACCAUUACCAGAUCAGAAUACCAAACGGCUCCAACCCCUACACCCUGAAGCUGUGCUUCUCCACAUCCUCACACCUUUGAAGUUGCAAACUGUGGGACAGGGACCCCAGACAGAAGACCACCCCCCCCCCCCACUAGCACAAGGGGGUCUGUAUACUAAAGGACAAGAGGGAAAAACUGUUGAUUUCCAUAAUAUCACCUUCAGGGUACUGUCAAGGAUCUGAUAAAAUUCUCUAAAGGGGAAUUUGUCAAAAAUGUGAUAAUAUCCUCGGAAGUACAGUUUUUUUUUUUUAAAUCAAAAAAGUUCACUCAAGGAGAGUUUCUCAAAAGUCUGAAAAGCCAGACAGACGAAUGACUGAGAGUGCAGGAGCGGAGCCCCUUGUGCAAGCCCAUCAGCCUUGGACCCAACAGUCUGUGCUCUGUUUUUUGAAGAGACGUUUUCUUAACUUCUCUUUAAAAUUUUUGAGGCUUUGCUUCUGACACUCCCAUACACCCCAAUGGGCUUCACAGACUCUUUGUU